Messenger RNA from Trachymyrmex septentrionalis, 1731 nucleotides. Its product is annotated as oxidoreductase-like domain-containing protein 1. Gene Ontology annotation, cellular component: mitochondrion. The transcript has a single exon. The record is from RefSeq and is a predicted model, not a curated record. The coding region runs from base 73 to 390 and encodes 105 amino acids. Lineage: Eukaryota; Metazoa; Arthropoda; Insecta; Hymenoptera; Formicidae.
UUCUAUGAAUAUAAUAUUAAUUAUAAAAAUAACUAUUCUGCACCACAUGUAUCUUGGACAGAAUCAAAACAAAUGAGUUCCAUACUUCGAUCAAGGCUAAUCAUUAAUAAAAGUUUCUGUUAUUAUCGACGACAUUCAUCGAUCCAAAAAGAUGACGAAGUUCGGACUGAUCAUGCAAAAGAAGAUUUAGUGGAUGAUUUGACGGAACCGAUUAAUUGCUGUAUGUCAGGAUGCACGAAUUGUGUAUGGAUUAAAUAUGCAGAAAGAUUGAGUAACAUGAUAGAAAAAUCCAAUAUAGAUUUGCAAAAAGCUAUCUUUGAUAAGGUAAAAGAUCCUAAUAUGAAGGCAUUCCUGGAAAUGGAAUUGAGAUGCCGGAAGCUAAUAAAAUAAAAUUAUAAAUUGUAACAAUGUGGAAAGAAAAUUCAACAAAAAAUUCAACUGCAACAUUUGAAGCCAUUAGUUAAUAAAUUCAUAGCCAAAAGAAUUAUGGUUGCUGUAGAAAAGCUUAUAAUAAAGCCUACGGAGACAGAUUUUGAGAGCCUGCUACUAAUUUUUGAUUGCAAAAAGACAACAAAUUGUACACUAUCAGACAAUAUCAGCAAACUGCUGUAAAAAAUAUAGCAAAGCCUGCUGAUAUAUUAUGCCAGCAAAUUGGUGACAAAAACCGAAUCAGAGUCUGCUGCAUAACCUGACAACAGAUUGCGACUAUUGCGAGCAGAAACUGAGCAGAGCCUGCUAAUAUAAUCUGAUGGCAGAUUGGCAGCAGGAACCGAACAAGUUCUCUCAUUUUCAUAUACGACUCUGCCACGAGACUUCUUGUAAGAAGAAAAUACCUAGGAAUCUUAUAAGAAUUGACAUAUGUAAAUCGAAUAGACAAAUCUUUUAGAGAUUCCCAAGCUCCUUCGGAGUGUGUUCCUGAAAAUCUCCGAAUAUUUUAUUAACUAUUUUAUAACUUCCUCAUGUGUGCAUUUUAAAAUGUGAAGCUAAUCAAUAAUAUUUUAAAACUGUAUUAAUUGUUUUCAGUUUUCACAGCAAUAUAUAUAAAUAUAUAAUUAUGUAUAAUUAUAUGUAACCGUUUAUAUGUUACGUAUGUCCAAAAUUUCUCUGAUAGCAAAGUCUGUGGAAACAGAUUUUGAACAGAGCCUGCUACCAAUUUCUGAUUGCAGAAAGGCAACAAAUUAUGCACAGAGUUUGUACCAGAUAUUGGGCGCAUUCAAGUUGACAAAACGGCUAGCUUACUUGCCGAGCAAAUGAGCAUAAUUGAUUUUAUUUAUAAAUCCAACCAAUCAUAUUCAAUCGCUUGGUAAGCAUGCUUAGCCGCUUUGCCGUCUUGAACUCGCCCAUUGUCAGCAAAUUGCUAUGAAAAAUAUAAUAAAAUCUGCUAACAUGCUAUGCCAGGAAAUUGGUGAUAGAAACCGAACAGAGCCUACUGACAUAACCUGAUGGCAAAUUGGCAGCAAAACCAAGCGACCUGUUAUUUUCAUUUACGGCAUCGCCAUGGACUUGCUUCUCAUAAGAAAAAAUCGCUCUGGAAUCCUAAGAAUUGGCAUAAAUCGAAUAAGUAAACCUAGAGAUUCUCAAGCUCCUUCGGAGUGUGCUUUCUGAAUCUCCGAAUAUUUGUUUGACUAUUUUGUAACUUUCUCAUGUGUAUUUUUGAAAUGUGAAACUAAUCAAUAAUAUUUUAGUAAUAAAAUUGUAUUUCCACAUUUGUUGUUUGUGGUUGUUUCGAGU